CUUGCGUGUCAUGAUUUGAUAGAUCCUUCAGCCCCGUCUAUGAUGUGAUACCACAGCCCAUGCUCGAUGGGGGCCUUUUCACCAAAGUAGGACGGGGGAGUCGGUGACUAGAUGGCUUCUGUCUCUGACACACAUGUGUGCCUCCCCCCUCUCUUCGCUCUCUCUGUCUCUCUCUCUACUUCCUCCAUCUUUCUGUGUUUCUAUGCUUCUGUCGCCACAGCAACCACCAAAGACCCAUAGGAGCGAGUCAUGCUCAGUCGCCUUGGUUACUUUACUCCAGCCGUUUGACAGUGGUGACAUCAUUGUUAUACUGAUUCAAGGAGAACUCUGUUCAUCUCCAUAGCCAUGGUCCUCUUUCAUUUUAUCACCCACUGUUUUUGCGCAAGUCUUUCAGGCCCACCUUUUCUCCUCUCUCACUGAAGAGGAUGCCCCCCCUCUCUCCACCGCCCAGGAAAUUGCUUUCCUGGUUCUGUUACCAUGCCAACUGGCUGCAGCCGCGGUCCUCUGCUGAAGUGAGUGUGAUAAUGGCAUUACUCUCGCUGGGCUCACCACCUCUCACGAGUAUCCUUUUGAUUUCUCUCAGCUUUUUGCUCUCCUUUGCGUCCUCUAUCUCUCUUUUUUCUCUAUCUCGCUGUGUAUCUGUUUAUCUGUCUCUAGCUAGCCUAUUCAUCCUCAUCCCUCUCAUUUUCUCUCCGCUGUCCCUCUAUCUCUUUUUAAGCCUUGUAGACUGGGUGAGUAGAACAGCAGGCACCACCGGCUGGACUCUCAGCAUCAGUGAGGGCGGUCCCUAUUCAAGCCCCCCCCUGUCUCUCCCCAAUACACACACUGACACACACACUUCCCCCAGCUUUGGUCCACAAAUGAACUGAGAGUAGUGUUUAACAAAGCCAGGAGGUUGUGGCUCCUAGGUCUCGGACUAAUCUAAUGGCGCGUAAAAGCCGAGUGAGCGAGUCUUUGCGUGCACGUAGGCGUGCUUGUGUUUGUGACAGUCAGCCUACCAUCGGCAGCGAAAGAGAGCAGAGCAGGGAGGGAGAGGUAGGAUGAGGGAGCGAACGUGAGUGAAAGUGGUGUCAGCCAUUUUAGCCCCCCCCCAUUUUUCUGCUUUAUUAUCCACACACAGGAGCUCACUGGAGGAGGAAUCUAUCUAAUUGGCAUCAGCGUAAAAAGAAAGAACGCACGACGCUCGAUUGUUUUUCUCUCCCCUCUAACCUUUUUCUCCAUCCCUGCGCUGCAAGACAGUAGCGUGCGCUCGGCAUUGCAGGCUGGGCUGUUCUCUCGCUGGAGUUAAACCCGGAUGCGGGGCUGCUGGUGCGUCUGAAACCGACGCCGGCUUCCUUCAGCAUCACCCCCUCACUUCCCAGAGAGAGAGAGAGAGAGAGAGAGAGCCCCGGUAGAUAGCCGAGAGAGGGAGGAAUUGGAGUAGGACGAUGGGGGAAGAGGCGCGCUGUAGCAUAGAGAGCUAGACCCAGAAUGUUACAUUUUAGCCCGGCGUAUAUUGUGUCAUUAUGAAACCAUUAGCAGCAGCAGCCAGCCAUGGAGUCCCGAGCCAGCAAGAUAAAAACCCGCUCCCCGCGGACUUCAGUCGACUCCACCUGGCCGACGGCUUGCACCCACAGGUGACCCACGUUUCUUCCAGCCACUCAGGAUGUAGUAUCACCAGCGACUCUGGAAGCAGCAGCCUGUCAGACAUAUACCAGGCCACGGAGAACGAGCCGGGCGACAUGGACCUCAGCGGCCUGCCCGAGACCGCCGUCGACUCAGAGGAGGACGACGACGAGGAGGACAUGGAGCGAGCGUCGGACCCCCUCAUGAGCCGCGACGUUGUGCGGGACUGCCUCGAGAAGGACCCCAUGGACCGCACCGAUGACGACAUAGAGCAAUUACUGGAGUUCAUGCAUCAGCUGCCAGCGUUUGCCAACAUGACCAUGUCGGUGAGGAGGGAGCUGUGUGCCGUCAUGGUCUUUGCCGUGGUCGAGCGGGCUGGCACCAUCGUCCUCAACGACGGGGAAGAGCUGGACUCGUGGUCAGUGAUCCUGAAUGGCUCGGUGGAGGUGACGUACCCCGAGGGCAGGCCUGAGAUCCUGUGUAUGGGGAACAGCUUUGGGGUCUCCCCCACCAUGGAGAAGGAAUACAUGAAGGGAGUAAUGAAGACCAAGGUGGACGACUGUCAGUUUGUGUGCAUAGCGCAGCAGGACUACUGCUGCAUCCUCAACCAGGUGGAGAAGAACAUGCAGAAGGUGGAGGAGGAGGGCGAGAUCGUCAUGGUCAAGGAGCACCGCGAGCUGGACCGCACCGGCACCAGGAAGGGACACAUCGUCAUCAAGGGUACGACGGAGCGUCUGACCAUGCACUUGGUAGAGGAGCACUCAGUGGUGGACCCCACCUACAUCGAGGACUUCCUGCUGACCUACAGAACCUUCCUCUCCAGCCCCAUGGUCGUGGGCAAGAAGCUCCUCGAGUGGUUCCAUGACCCAAGCCUCAGGGACAAGGUUACACGGGUAGUCUUGCUAUGGGUGAACAAUCACUUCAAUGACUUUGAAGGCGACCCCGCAAUGACUCACUUUCUUGAAGAGUUCGAAAGCAAUCUGGAGAGAGAGGUCCGUGUCUCAAAAAUGUGCGGCCAUCUUCGACUGUUAAACAUUGCCUGUGCUGCUAAAGCCAAACUGCGUCUCGUGACACUGACCAAGCCGUCGAGGGAGGCCCCGCUAGCCUUCACCCUGUUGGGGGGCUCUGAGAAGGGCUUCCGUAUCUUCAUCGACAGCGUGGAGCCCGGGAGCAAGGCCUCAGAGGCCGGCCUCAAACGAGGAGAUCAGAUUCUGGAGGUGAAUGGGCAGAACUUUGAAAAUGUCCAGCUCACCAAAGCCAAUGAGAUCCUGAGGAACAACACUCACUUGUCAAUUUCUGUGAAAACCAAUCUUUUAGUAUUCAAGGAGCUACUAGCCCGGCCGGAGCACGACCACGAGGCAGAGGGUGAGGAUCCGCCAGAGGUGGACCGCAAGAAUGGAGCCCCGGCACACCUACCCAAGAUUGGGGACAUCAAGAAGGGCUCGCGCUACUCCAUCCCUGACCUGGCGGUGGACGUUGAGCAGGUGAUGGGCCUGGAGAAGGCCAGUAAGAAGGCCAAAGCCAACACGGUGGGAGGAAGGAACAAGCUCAAGAAGAUCUUCGACAAGACGCUCACCAGCAUCCUGCCCCCAAAACCAUACAACGAUGUGGGCGUGGGCCAGUCGCAGGACGACAGCAUCGUGGGCCUGAAGCAGUCCAAGCAGAUUCCGGCCUCGCUGCCUGUCAGCAGCAACCUUUCUUCCAGCAACCCUGACCUGCUGCAGUCCCACCACCGCAUCCUGGACUUCAACAACCAACCGGCCCCGGUCGUGACAAACAUGUCCGACCAGGUGCUGCGAGUGUUCAAGGCAGACCAACAGAGUCGAUACAUCAUGAUUGGUAAGGACACCACGGCCAAGGAGGUGGUGGCCCAGGCCAUCCGGGAGUUCGCCCUGACCGCGGUGCCCGAAGCCUAUUCGCUGUGUGAGGUGUCCGUCACGCCGGAGGGUGUCAUCAAGCAACGACGGCUACCAGAGCAGCUGUCCAAGCUGGCUGAUAGGAUACAGCUCAGUGGCAGAUACUACCUGAAGAGCAACAUGGAGACAGAGACUCUCUGUUCAGACGAGGACGCCCAGGAUCUUCUUCGUGAAGGCCAGAUCUCCCUCCUCCAGCUCUCCACUGUGGAAGUAGCCACGCAGCUCUCCAUGCGUGCCUUCGAACUCUUCUGCGCCAUCGAGCCCACCGAGUACAUCGAUGACCUGUUCAAGCUCAAGUCCAAGACGGGCUCGUUUUGCCUCAAGCGCUUCGAGGAGGUCAUCAACCAGGAGACCUUCUGGGUGGCGUCGGAGGUGAUCAGGGAGCCCAACCAGCUUAAGCGCAUGAAGAUUGUCAAGCACUUCAUCAAGAUUGCUCUCCAUUGUAGAGAGUGCAAGAACUUCAACUCCAUGUUCGCUAUCAUCAGUGGUCUGAACCUGGCCCCGGUGUCUAGACUCCGGGGCACGUGGGAAAAGCUCCCCAGUAAGUACGAGAAGCUGUUUGGGGACCUGCAGGACCUGUUUGACCCGUCCAGAAACAUGGCCAAGUACCGCAACGUGCUCAACAACCAGAACCUCCAGCCACCCAUCAUCCCCCUGUUUCCCGUCAUCAAGAAGGACCUCACCUUCCUGCAUGAAGGGAACGACUCCAAAGUGGACGGCCUGGUGAACUUUGAGAAGCUGCGGAUGAUCGCCAAGGAGAUCCGCCACGUGGGUCGCAUGGCCUCCGUCAACAUGGACCCUGCGCUCAUGUUCAGAACCAGGAAGAAGAAAUGGAGGAGUUUAGGGUCUCUUAGCCAGGGCAGUGCCAACGCGGCGGUGCUAGACGUCACCCAGACGGGCGGGCACAAGAAGCGGGUGAGGCGCAGCUCCUUCCUGAACGCCAAGAAGCUGUACGAGGAUGCCCAGAUGGCCCGCAAGGUCAAGCAGUACCUGUCCAACCUCAGCCUGGAGACCAACGAGGAGGCGCUGCAGACCCUCUCGCUGCAGUGUGAGCCCUCCAUCAACACACUGCCCAAGAACGCUGGUGGCGGUAAGAGGCCAGACACGUCUCCGGUGGUGUCCAGGGCUGCCAGCCAGCAGAGGGGCCAGCUGCAGAAGGGCAACCAGGCCCUUCAGGUGCCCGCUGUGGCCCUCUACCCCUCCCGCAAGAAAGUGCCAGUCAAGGACCUGCCACCAUUUGGCACGAGUUCCCCUCAGUCGCUGAAGAAGAUCCUAUCGCUGUCGGAGGAGGCCAGCGAGCGUCACAAGCGUCAGACGGAGGACACGGUGUCUAAUGCCUCCUCGCAGCUCUCCUCCCCUCCCACCUCCCCCCAGAGCUCACCCAGGAAGGGGCUCGGGACACUGAAGGGCCAAAGUGUCCGGAAGGUUACCUUUACCAGUAAACAGACAGGCUACCCAAGAACGGGAGACACCUACUCGGACUCGGGUCACAGCGAGAUUUCGUCGCGCUCCAGCCUGGUCAGCAACUCCUCCUUCGACAUGACCCAGGAGGAGAGGAGGGGGCUCAGGCACUCAGGAGGGGUGGGAGACCCCCACGCUGGAGGGGUGCGUCUGGAGAGGAGGGCUACGACCGACCCUGAUCAGUACAGCCUUGGUUCCUACUCGUCCAUGCAGGACUGCCGAGGCCUGUACGCCUGCGCCAUGGUGCUCUCCUCCCCCAGCUCAGAGGAGUUGACCCAGGACCAAGGGGACCGUGUCUCCCUGGACGCCGCCGAUAGCGGCCGCGGCUCCUGGACCUCUUGCUCCUCGGGCUCCCAUGACAACAUCCAGACCAUGCAGCAGGGACGUAGCUGGGAGACCCUGGCCUUUGGACCGGGGGGUGUCAUCGGCGGGAGCAUUGGUGUCCACCCACCCGGGGGGCCUGAAGCAUUACUAGGGGGCACCGCUGGACUUUGGGCGUCCCAGGCUAGAGGUAGCUGGGCAUCGGCCUCUUCAUCUUCCUCUGCGGCGUACUGGGGCGAGGACUCCGAGGGCGACACGGGCACGAUUAAACGGCGAGGCGGGAAGGACGUGAACACCGACCCGGAGACUAGUAGUAUCACAUCGAUGGGGUCCGACGAGGCCAAGCAGCACGGAAGGCCUUCGCCAUCACCCAUCACUGCCGGAAACAAGGGCCUUAUCACGCGAAAGGAGAGCCGGUACCGCGAACCUCCUCCAACCCCGCCGGGCUACACUGCCCUGACAAUCUCUGACUUCAGCGAAGGGCAGACGCAGUCGCCGCCCACAGCCCCGGCCCACUCCGGCCGCCGCCCGCCCGAUUACACCACGGCCCUGCAGCGCUCGCGCAUGGUCACCCAGUCGCCUGACUCCCAUCACCACCACCAGGCCCAACAACAUGCCAAGCGCCAAGGGCUCCACCGCACCCGCUCGCCAGGCGAGGAGGAAGAGCCUGAGGAGGAAGAGGAGGGUGAGUCCUUGUCUCCCAAACUAGUCGCUCUGAGGAAGACAGUGGCACACACAACACCAGAGACAACCAGGCCAUGAGAUGAGUGUACGGGUUACAGGGCAGGUCCCCCUCAGGCUGAGAGGAUGAGCAGGUAUCAGCAGUCUGAGAACGGUCUUCUGCUGGAUGUCCUUUGCAAUGACUUGAAGUCCCUUCCAUGGGGGCGGAACAAGAGAGACUGACUGAUUGAUUGAUGGACAGACCAAUCCAGUACGUACGUGCCUGCCUGCCUCCUCUUCCGGACUCUCCGUCAUUGGUGGACUCCUCUGCUCGUACCCCCCCCCCCUCGCCUUAAAGCAUCAUGGGGGGUUGAAUGACCCUGCAUGCAACAAAAAAAAUACUGUGAAGAAGAAGAUGGAGAGAUGGAAAAAGAAACACAAAAUGCCUGGCACUUUGGGGGAAAAAAGAAAAACAAGUCAAACGGUUUUGCUGAAGAAGAAAAAAACGGCUACGUGCGGCAACCACGUACACACACACACACACACACACACACACACACACACACACACACACACACACACACACACACACACACACACACACACACACACACACACACACACACACACAGCUGUCAUGGAACAGCUUUCCAAGGCUAACCCCCUAUCCCAACCCCACCUCGCUUUACACACACAGUAUCAUGACGUGUUGAGCUUUGUCUGCACUUUUUAAUUUUCUACUUUAUAAAACGAGAACAAAAUGGACAAUGACGAUGGAGGGGAAAAAAAAAACAUUUGAUCAAUUUUUGAACUUUCUUCUAGGUUUCUAGAGGUCUUCUUUCCAGAACUAUUGCACUCGGGGAGGGGGGCUAAAAGUGGCUAUACCCAAGUCUCAUAUCCCUGUGUGGACUCUGAAAAACAGAUCUGUCAAUCUUAAGAGUUUUAUUCCACAAUGACAGUAUUAUCUUGUCCAUUCACAUAUCCUAAUGGUGGCUCAACCCCCACUGCUAACUGGACAGUCACAGUGAGAGAAAUAAGUUGGGGUGACCAAUAUGUCAUUUGGGGGGACCCACAUGCACGUUCAUAAUCUAAUGUUCUGACACACACUGGGCAAGUCUGGCUUCAGCACUUCUCAGUACAACUUUAGGUUUUAGUGCAACCCUCCAUUCCUAACCCUGACCUGGAUAUCUUGUCUAUUUCCGAUAUGGCCAGCCACAUCUUCAGUUCUAGGUCAUACGAUAUGUGGCAGGUUGUGUGGAUCAUAGCAGUGACCCAACUAGGGAGUCAAUCUGGCUAUUUGAUAUCCAUGUUUUAACCUAGGUCAUCUGGUGACUUAUAUUAAUUCUGUAUUUAGACAACAUUUUAAAGGACAACUACAGGAUAUUUUUCUUGGCUUAGUCUUGUCCCUAAUGGGUGAUGUUGUGAUGUUAAAAGAUAAGCACAAAGGGUAUUUAUACUGAUCGGCAAAUCAACCACCUCUGGGAAGGUGUUUUUAGUUAUGCACCCCAAAGGCAUGUCAAGGCUUAAAUCCUAUACAGGUGAAUGGAGUCUCAUGCCUUUCAGCGGUGCUGCAUAACCAAACGCUUUCCCUGGGUUCUGUCAACCAUUUAAAGUAACUGUCCAGUGGAAAUCUAACUUUAAAUCUAACUUUAAAUACUUCCCAUUCUGUUAACUCAUGCCCAAAUAAUGUUGACUCAUCCUAUCCUUGUAUUUGUCGCCAAACAUUAAUUGGAGUUAAACAUAUCAAACAGACCAUUUAAAAAAAUGUUUGCUAUUUCAUCACAGAGAAUGAUGUGCUGGUCUACUUGCAUGAAUAUGUUUUAUGACAGGUAUAUGCCCACACCAUUGGGGUACGCCCACACCAUUCCAACAACAACAAGCUGCUUUUCUUUUUUUGUUGUGGAAAGGAAAACGAUUUCACUCAGUGUAAUUAUUAUAGGUCAUAUUUCAUAGAAAUCUGGAAACGAAACACUGGACAGUUAAUUUUUUAGACGGAACUAGAAUACACCUCUCCUACCUUGCCAUCGGCAACAUCCCCCUCUUCAUCGAAAAGUCCUCCCCUAUUACAGGCAUCAAGAUCAAUGGAUUUGUAUAUUACCAGGCAAUGCUAAGCAUAGAGCAACCCGUUUUCCACCAUUUAUUAACACCAUCGCAAUUGACUGAAGAAAAUGAUUGAAUAUGUUUGUUUUGACUCCGGUGGGGAAGUUACCUAGAUGAAAGAAUUCACUUUGAAGGCUGCCAAUCAGAAUUAGUGUCACUUUUUAGUUUUUCUUUUCACUGAGUUGUGCUGAUCACAUUGAUCAGUAGUUAGAAACAAUAGACUGAGAAGGAGAAGGGGAAAAAAACAAGUGCUGUGUUUUUCACUGUGGGCUGUUACUACACUAUUUCUGUCCAUUUUUAAUAUUUUCAUGGCCGCCGAUAGAUUGUCAAUCAUGCGUUUUAAUACAGUGGUGACACGCAUCAUCAUUCACUCUUUCAGCUCUGAAGAUCAUGUGGAUAUUAGCAGGCCAAGGCCUAUUUGGAAAAACAAAGACGUUGCACAACAUUGUACAAGCAUAAAGAUAAUUGUAGUAGGUAGAACUGCUACUCCGUUUUGAUGUGUGAUGUCAAGUGAGAAGUGUACAUUUAGCUGGUGAUUUUUCUCAUACUUUCUUCUACUACUUUGACCUGUAUGUCUUUUAAAAAGACAGUCGGUGGAGUAUGUUUCGGUUGUUUUUUUUUUUGUAUUUUUAAUACAAUAAUUGUAAAUAUUGGUUAUAUUUUUGUUGAAAUGUACUAUGUUUAUGCCUCAACAUCCAGUUUGUAUGAAGCUGGGAAAUCAAUAAAUACUACAAAAGUUAUCAAUU
Oncorhynchus gorbuscha (pink salmon) is the source of this 8809-nucleotide messenger RNA. Its product is annotated as rap guanine nucleotide exchange factor 2-like. The coding region runs from base 1506 to 6065 and encodes 1519 amino acids. The record is from RefSeq and is a predicted model, not a curated record. The transcript has 27 exons. Lineage: Eukaryota; Metazoa; Chordata; Actinopteri; Salmoniformes; Salmonidae. Gene Ontology annotation, biological process: small GTPase-mediated signal transduction; positive regulation of ERK1 and ERK2 cascade. Gene Ontology annotation, molecular function: guanyl-nucleotide exchange factor activity; protein binding.